Anarrhichthys ocellatus (wolf-eel) is the source of this 2793-nucleotide messenger RNA. Its product is annotated as signal transducing adapter molecule 2-like. The coding region runs from base 1064 to 1501 and encodes 145 amino acids. The record is from RefSeq and is a predicted model, not a curated record. Lineage: Eukaryota; Metazoa; Chordata; Actinopteri; Perciformes; Anarhichadidae. The transcript is spliced from 2 exons.
GAAGCGUUCGUCACACAUGAUGUGUUCAAGGACCGUCUUAAAGAUAAAAAUCUGAUGUUUUUCUCACAGCUCCUGACUGGUUAACAGCGUAGUUCUUUUGCUUUUCCGUCCCUCCGGCGGGUGUUUUUGGGUUCAGAGGGUUACGGUCUCUGGUGUGUUGAGUCAUCUCGUCUCCGUCUUGCGAUCCGAGUCGAUAAAAAGCCGAGUCGUGCAUAAUUUAAGGCCGGGUUCAGUCGCAGGUUGCUCCACAGUUCACAACACUAAAUGCUGGAGAGACGUUCCGUGUUUGGACACAGCUGUGUGUUAAACCCUCGAGUACGAUGCAUAACUCGGCAGCGAGUAGCCUCUCUGUUGAUCAUGUAUUUCAUGGAGCAGUAAUGUAGAGGAUGAUGAUAUCUGUCCGUUAUCUCCGUGCUCUCUCUCACAUCACACCGGUGGGUUUAUAUUUGGCCAUCUUGCAUUCAGUCAGCCCUCUUCUGCUCCCCGGAGAGCUUUUCUUGGCAGCGGCUGUUUUUCUCUGAAAUGAUUGAUGUCACCGUCUCUCCUCCGAGAGUUAGAAAAAAUAAAUGUCCACUUCAGUGAGCCGGCCCACACCGGACUGCUGCUCCACUUUCUCUCGUCCUUUUCUCCUCCAUCGUUCACAGCACUGCAUUUCACAACCAGGCGGUUUCUUAUUCUGUGUUUUAUUUUUACAUAAGCACUUCUAGUUGCAGAAUCCUGACGCUAUUCAUAGCAUCACCUCCUGACGUAGUCACAGUCUGCACUUUAUUCUUCCAUCAAGGAACAGCUGCUGUUUCUUUGUGAGAUAUUAAUUUACUGAGGAAAUGUAAAAGAGACCUCUCUGGAUUUAUCUCACUUUUUAUAAACGGUCUGUGCCAGCAACCCUUAGCUUAGCUUAGCUUAGCUUACCAUAAAGACUAGUUUAGCUUAGCAUAAAGACUAGAACUGGGGGAAUCAGCGAGCCUUGCUUUAGUUAACGGUAACUAAAGAUGCCCAUCAGCAGCUUUUUCAGUUAUGUUCCCCGUUACUUGAUCGCUCUCUCCACCUAGAUCUUUUAUUUUUGAUGAAGAAGAAUUGUGGUAUGAAUCCUGCUCUCAGCUCCUCUCACAGCUGCUCUGCUCCUCUCCUUCAGGGCUACCUGGGUCCAGCCGGCGGCCCCUACCAGGUUCCUCCUGCUCAGCCCUACGCUCUGCCCAGCGACCAGCCGGGACAGCUGCACUCGCUGCCCCCCAACGUGUCGGCCCCGCACAACGGCCAGGCCGCUCAGCCUCCAUACAUGAGCUCUGCUAUGAACACUCAGUACAUGAACCACGCUGCUGGAGCUCCUUACCAGCACCAGGCCGGCGUGCCCGUAGACAUGUCGACCUAUCACAGCUCCGGCAUGCCUCCCGUGUCCUACCCGGUGUCCGCCCCCCCACACCAGGCUCCUCCUCCUCAGCAUCAGCAUCAGCAUCAGCAUCAGCAGCAGCAGGCGGCCUACUACCAGCAGCCUCUGCUGUAAAACUAUGACCGCAGACCUGAGACCAGUACACACUACAGAUGUUUCACUUUCCAGGGGUGUGUUCAUCUGGCUCCCUGUUUGUGUGUGUGUGUGUGUGUGUGUGUGUAUGUAUGUGUGUGUGUAGGUGUAGGUGUGUGUGUGUGACGCAGGUCUGUUCUUCUGAGUCGGGACCCUCUUUAGUGUGCAUGUCCUCAGCUACUGUACGUGAAGCCAAAACACACCCACGGCGUCAGGAGUCUCCUCCCGUCCUUCACUGCUUUUUGUUUUUUCCCAGCUGUCAGUGAACGCAGCGCAGGUCUUCACAAAUGUCACAGUUCAACACAGAAGAAGAAGAAAAGGAGGAAGAAGAAGAGUUGGGCUUCUCCAGCCACCGAUACAGGACCAUGUCAUGAGCAUAUUACACAAUUCAUAGUUCAACAAACGUCACUAUUUCUGAAUUAAAUCGCUCUCGCAUGAUUCCGGCUCCUUGGAGGAGAACGGUUCACCCUGAUGUAGAUAAAUGAGGAAUAAAGAUGUUUCUAAUCCGUCGAUGUAGAGAACUGAAGUAAACAUCAGUCUGGUGUAGUUUGGACACAACAUGAACUCCAUUUGACACUUUAACACAACAAAGAAAGAAGUGCAGACUUUAUUAUUCACACUUGUUUCCUUCGUUACUCGAUCUCUAAACACUUUUCUGCAUUAACGUGAACGCAAAAGUUUCCUUUCUUUUAGUUUUGUCUUGUUUUUCAGUCUGUGGGUGAACUCAUCCAAACACAGACUCGCUUCAUUCUUUGUCCUUGUUCUUUAAGUGCAGUUCUGCUGGUGUUUCUGCUGAGUCGGCUCGUAUUAAAUCUGUGUGACGCGGUGCAGAUGCUUCCUUCAGGACUAAGUGAGCAGUCUGGUUUUCUUUGUUUUCUUCCUCAGCAGCGUCCAUCACUUUAGAGAAGUACAAACUAUUACAUGUGUACGUGAACAGUUCUGUGUCUGAAUGGUUAGAACAAUACUUUCCCUGCAGCUUCACUGGUGAUGCAUUUAAGAUGUUUGUGUGUGUUUCUACAUGUCUGUAUGUGUUCCAGGGUUCUUCAUUGCAAAGUGACGGUCACAUGUUGGGGUGAACUGAGACGUCGUCGUUUCUCUUUGUGUGUUUAUUAAUCUGGUGAAAUGCAGCAUCUGUUCAUGGUUAUGACAUCACUUCCUGCCUCAUCUUCCAUUCAGCAGACGCCUGUUAGGAGUUUUAUGCAAACGCACGACACUGAGAUUCUUUUCACGUCUUAUAUACUUAAACUUUCUAACUUGUCAGAAACGUUGCCUGU